Molecule: messenger RNA, 465 nt
Organism: Solanum verrucosum
Lineage: Eukaryota; Viridiplantae; Streptophyta; Magnoliopsida; Solanales; Solanaceae
Exons: 1
Coding region: 20-286 (88 amino acids)
Source: RefSeq, a predicted model, not a curated record
AUUAUAUACAGAGAAAGAAAUGGAGAAACAAACAGAUAGUAAUAAGGGAUCUAUAGAUAAGAGUAAAUUAGAAGGAUUGCCAGUGGAUACAAGUCCAUAUACACAGUAUAAGGAUUUGGAGGAUUACAAGCAACAGGGCUAUGGAACACAAGGCCAUCAACAGCCCAAUCCUGGGCGUGGUGCUGCCAGUUCCACCGACGCCCCAACCCUAGCAGGUGGUGGAUCUGCCUCUGCUCAUGCUCAGCUUUCUGCUACUGAUAACAUCAAUCGCCACGGUGUCCCUUAAUUUUUAGUCACAUCUACAACACUUAUUCCUUGUUUUUAUUUUAAACUAGGUAAAAUAUGUAUACGUAGAAUAAUAAUAAUAACAAGAACGUUUUAGUGAUUCUAGAUCUUAGAUUCGUCCUGUUUGGUGUUGUUUGUAUUGUUCCUUUCAUCGGCUUGUAACUUAAUAAAUCUAUUUUU